This is a messenger RNA of Drosophila bipectinata, 388 nucleotides long. RefSeq names its product Accessory gland protein 26Ab (gene Acp26Ab). The record is from RefSeq and is a predicted model, not a curated record. Gene Ontology annotation, biological process: mating behavior. Lineage: Eukaryota; Metazoa; Arthropoda; Insecta; Diptera; Drosophilidae. Gene Ontology annotation, cellular component: extracellular region.
CUUAGAUUUCUCUCAGUUGUAAAAAUUAAUCCGCAUCAUGCACUACACUGGUCUAAUAUGCAUUUGCCUUUCGGCUUUCUUCUGGAGAAUGUCUGAGGCUGCUCCCUUAGUCAGUAUACAUUCUAGCUCAAAUUCUAGAACCCAGAAAAUGAUCAACGGAAAGCUCAGGACUAUUACCUACAAUGUUGAGGACGAUGUGAAGGAUAUUGGAGGAAAGAUGGUUCACAAUCGAUUUGCCAAUUUCAACUCUGAGAUUAUGAGUCCGAGUGAACAGAAGAAUUUACAACAACGCCUUUCGGAAGUCCAAAAUUAAAUUAUCGAAACCAAAAUUUUGAACUAUUUUUCCCAUAUUUUGAAAAGUUUAAAUAGAAUUCGAUGUUUGAAAUUA